AUGACUAAUACGACUGAAAAGUUUUUUGCCGAAGUGAAUACUUUAUAUAAUUCUCGAGAUAAAGCAAGAAGGGAGCAGGCUGACUCUUGGCUACAAGCUUUUCAGAAGACGUCGGAAGCUUGGGCAAUAUCAAAUCAAGUAUUAAGAUCUCCCCAACUAACACCUGAAUCGGAAGCAGCGCGUCAUUUUGCGGCAGAACUACUCUACCAAUACCGUUCCGGUCCUCGAUUGAUUGUCACACAAUUAUGUCUUUCCUUGGCAUGUCUAGCUCUUCAAAUGCCUGAAUGGCAAAAUGUUUUACAUCAGUUUACAGAAUUAUAUGGUAAGAACCAAGAAACUGUAAAUUGUUUGCUCGAGUUUCUUAAAGUAUUACCAGAAGAGAUCAACACAAAUAAUCGGAUACCUAUAUUGGAUGAAGAUUAUCGCGUGCGAUCCAAGCAAUUGUUGACCGAUAAUUCAAACGAAGUAUUACAAAUCCUUUUGGUUUAUUUACAAAAUUCGGGUACAAAUACUGAUUAUCAAAAAAAGGUGUUUGAAUGUUUUCAUAGUUGGUUACAGUCUGGCGAUAUUGCAAUAAGUUCUUUGAAGAAUAAUCCAUUUUUAGGUCUUUCAUUUGAUGCUUUACAAUCAGAUGAUUUGUAUGAUAUUGCGGUGGAUGUUGUAUGUGAAAUAAUUUUUGAAACGCAGGAGAUUCCUGAAUCAAUGCCAGUAAUUGAGCAAAUAUAUCCGCGGUUAUUGCCUUUAAGGGAGGCGUUAAAAAGAGCGAUGGAUGAAGAUAAUGAAGACAGAGUGCGAGGAUAUUGUAGGAUAUUCACGCAUGCCGGUGAAUCAUAUUUAGAUCUUAUAGUACAACAUGCUGAUGAUUUCAGAAGUAUUGUAGAAAGCAUAGUUGAAUGUACUGCCUAUCACGAUACAGAAAUAGUUAGGAUAACCUUUUAUUUCUGGCAUCGUUUAGCUGACACAUUGUAUCAACCACGCCAUGCGAACAUUAAAGAUAAAUUUAAGGAUAUAUAUUCAAAUUUGGUUGAUAUUAUGAUCAAACAUUUACAUUAUCCCAAAGAUCUUACAACUUGGUCGGCCGAGAAACGCGAUGAAUUUCGUGAAUUUCGGCAUGUAAUGGGUGAUGUUCUUAAAGAUAGCUGUCUCAUUUCUGGAUCUGCGGAGUGCCUAUCAAAACCAUUUACUACUCUAGCAAGACAACUUGCAAAUUCGGUAAACGGGACUGUAGAUUGGCAAGAAAUUGAAGCGCCACUGUUCUCUUUGCGAGCUAUGGGGUCAGAAGUGGAGGAUGAAGAAGAUGUUUAUUUACCACAAAUUAUGCAACUUUUGCAACAGUUGCCAGAUCAUCCAAAAAUUCGUUAUGCGGCUACUUUAGUGAUAUCUAGAUAUUCUUAUUGGACAAGGCAUCAUCCACAAUUCAUUCCAUAUCAAUUGAAUUUUAUUUCCUCCGGAUUUGAUAAUGAAGAAGUGUCUGCUGCUGCUGCAUUGGCAUUGAAAUACCUAUGCAAAGACUGUAGUGAGUUGCUGAUUGAAUAUCUUCCACAACUUCAUCAUUUCUAUUUCAAUGUUACAAAUACGCUUCAUGGAAUAGAUUUAUUUGAAGUAACAGAGGCAGUUUCCCAUGUCGUUGCCGCUGUUCGUCCAGCGGAAUUAUUGGAAGCAUUACAAAUGUUUUGUCUUCCAAUCGCACGGUACUUGCAUGAAUUUGCCAAUAAAGGUUCUGCUGCUACCGACAAGGAAAUUAGGGAUGCUUGUGAUAAACUUGAACAGUUUUCAAUAAUUAUAAGAGUCAUUGCUGAUUCCAGAAAAGAGACCAACACGAUAGAUGUAAAUGCUGGUCUAGUUCAUCCUUGUAUUACCAUUAUAAAAGAUUUAUGGCCUGUGUUUGAUUUACUUUUAGUACAGCCACUGCUUCCUGACCUGAUGGAGCGUUUGGUUACAGUAUUUGGUCAAACACAUUUGAGUUGCUAUUUAUGGGUUGCAACUAAGUGUGUUCAGGAAUAUUCAGAUGAUGAAGGGACCGAAAUGACGAUGGCAAUGAUAUCGUUUGUCGAAAGAUUAAGCGUAACGAUGUUUAGUCUUUUAAAUGGAAAAAAAUCUGCCGAAAUUCCGGAUGUAAUUGAAGAUUAUUUCCGUCUUAACAUUGCGUUAUUCGAGAGCACACCUAUCACCUUUUCACAAUCGGCCGUUUUUCUAUCAGUUUUUCAAGCUGGACUUACAUGCCUAACAAUUCAACAACAUGAUGCAUUAUUUUCUAUCAUUGUAUUUUUUCAUAAGUUGCUUAAUUUUAGAGCGAAUCCAAAACAGAAACAAAAACAGAAAAAUUCACCUGGUACACCAACUGUUCCUAUCACAUCUACGUCAGCUACAGAAGCUAAUUUGAAUGCAGCUUUAUCGAUCCAUGAUUCGUUAUGGAAACAAUAUGUUACAUCAUUCCUUGAAAAUAUAUUCAAAGGACUCAUGUACACAUUUCCGAGAGAUAUUCAACAUAUUGAAAUUCAUGAAAUAUUGAUGUUUUUGUCUAAAAUAUAUCCAUUGGAAUGUCAACAACGGAUAUCAGAGAUCAUUCAAAACAUACAAGAUUCGAAUUUAACAUCGGAAGCAAAGAAUGGUUUUAUAAGGGAUUACAAUUCAGCAAUACGAGGACAAGAUUGGAGUAGACUACGACGAAUCUCCAAUGAUUUUAUCGCUGUCUUUAGGCGGAGAUAUCUAGCUUCUAGGCAACGUCGGGAUAAUGAAUAA
Molecule: messenger RNA, 2742 nt
Organism: Funneliformis mosseae
Lineage: Eukaryota; Fungi; Glomeromycota; Glomeromycetes; Glomerales; Glomeraceae
Source: the annotation of a GenBank genome assembly